AUGUGGAUGGCUUAUUUCGAGGACUCAGAAAGGAUGCUGCAAUGCUACAAAGAAGUAUCGAAGACAAAAAAGCAAACUACAGGGCUGAAAUUGGAUCCCAAAGAUAUGGUGAGCCAUCAAUCAGGUGCAAUGAGCCCGGAUGCCAGACAAGUGAGAGUAACAGAAACGUGUAUGGUAUUGGAUGCUGCUCUGUAG
This is a messenger RNA of Sclerotinia sclerotiorum 1980 UF-70, 195 nucleotides long. RefSeq lists its product with no specific name. The transcript has a single exon. Lineage: Eukaryota; Fungi; Ascomycota; Leotiomycetes; Helotiales; Sclerotiniaceae. The record is from RefSeq and is a predicted model, not a curated record. The coding region runs from base 1 to 195 and encodes 64 amino acids.